Messenger RNA from Molossus molossus (Pallas's mastiff bat), 334 nucleotides. It is a transcript of the gene GNG4, whose product is annotated as G protein subunit gamma 4. Gene Ontology annotation, biological process: G protein-coupled receptor signaling pathway. The record is from RefSeq and is a predicted model, not a curated record. Gene Ontology annotation, molecular function: G-protein beta-subunit binding. The transcript is spliced from 3 exons. Gene Ontology annotation, cellular component: heterotrimeric G-protein complex. The coding region runs from base 119 to 334 and encodes 71 amino acids. NCBI's taxonomy places the organism in Eukaryota, Metazoa, Chordata, Mammalia, Chiroptera, Molossidae.
GAGAGCCCUGAGCCAGCCUCUCGUCUGACGACUGUCAGCUGCUGCUACCUCCAGCCUGUCCUCCACCCAGGCUUGUCACCGUGCCACCUCUCAGCAGGGCUGCGGGAUAAAGGAGGGCAUGUCCAGUAACAGCACCACCAGCAUCUCACAGGCCCGCAAGGCCGUGGAGCAACUCAAGAUGGAAGCCUGCAUGGACAGGGUGAAGGUGUCCCAGGCAGCCGCAGACCUCUUGGCGUACUGUGAGGCCCACGUCCGGGAGGACCCUCUGCUCAUGCCUGUGCCCUCGUCGGAAAACCCGUUCCGAGAGAAGAAGUUCUUCUGUACCAUCCUCUGA